AUGUCGUGGUUACGUUAUGCAAGUUUCCGACGAGUGUUUUCGCGUCUGUAUGCUAUGUUUGAUCCUAUUGACUUAGUCACGGGCCUUGAAAAACGGGAACUUACCGCUCACCUUGCGGGAAACUGCGAUCCAUUCUAUAUAAGACCAAUCAAGAAAGGUCCAGGAACUUUUCGUCGUCCAAACUUGAUUCCUAGCGUCAACCCUUGUCGGUUAGUAGCUUGUUCGUGCAGUCCGUUCGACCACCAUGUAGAAUUCAUGUGGCUGUUCAACGAUCGCCCUAAACGGUGUGGAUGCGGUCAUUGGUUUGAACUUUGCCCUGUUACAGCUAUAACACCGCCGCAUCAUGUAAAAUAA
Messenger RNA from Arctia plantaginis, 354 nucleotides. Lineage: Eukaryota; Metazoa; Arthropoda; Insecta; Lepidoptera; Erebidae. The record is from the annotation of a GenBank genome assembly.